Pungitius pungitius (ninespine stickleback) is the source of this 5157-nucleotide messenger RNA. RefSeq names its product thrombospondin-type laminin G domain and EAR repeat-containing protein-like. The record is from RefSeq and is a predicted model, not a curated record. Gene Ontology annotation, biological process: signal transduction. NCBI's taxonomy places the organism in Eukaryota, Metazoa, Chordata, Actinopteri, Perciformes, Gasterosteidae. The transcript is spliced from 12 exons. Bases 2749 to 4221 code for a protein of 490 amino acids.
GGUGGUCUCUCCGUCAGUCUUGUUUUUAUAUUUUCAAGAAGUAUUAAGGUUUUUGAAAAGAAUACAAGAGUCCAAAUGCAAUUAGAUGCUUAUAUCAUUAUGAGCAGAGCAAUAAUAUCAAAGGCGGAUGGAUAUUUAUAUUUGAUUGAACACAAUGACUGACACUUCAGAAUAGUAACGUUUUAUUAUUUUUUACAGACUUUAGAGAGCCCCCUUUUCCUACACUGCGUAGUGGUGCGUUUGUCAAGACAAGCUCUCAAUUCCCCCCCGAGGCUCUGCCUGCUAAACAUGUAUGCAGAAGGAAACCACGCGUGUCCUGAAGAAAAUGGACAGCUAGGUGGUGCCAGUUAACUAUCAUAGCCUAGCGUGUCUGUCCUUGUUUAUCUACCACACAACACAGUUGCAAAAGACCUCAAAGAAUUCUGGAAUUUACUUAUUUAUAAAGGGCCUUGAAAUGUAUAAAUAUAUUUUAGACCUUACCUUAAGAGACAGAAUAACAAAAUUGAAAAAACUUGUCUAAAAAGAUAAUGGUAUAUAGAUCACUUCCAGGAAAUCUUGAUUUAGAACCUUGAAUCCCAUCUGACAUGCUAAUUUAAUUGAUACACUCAGCACAACUGGAACCGUGAUAAGACUAAUAGCAGCAGUUGGCGAGUCAAACCAGGAAUAAAGAAGAGCAUUCACACAAAUGGACAAUCUACAUUCUCUGGCUGGAAGGAAGAGCUAUUAAUGAAUGGAUAGAGGAAGAGCUGGCUUUAUAUUGUGCAUCUUGAUCUGUGUGCAGUCUGUGCUUUUAAUGUGGGCAAGAGGAAGAGAGACUAAGAUCAUUUGCCUUGUAAAUGUGCAAGUCAACAAACCUCAGACAGACUUUAAAGUGAUCCAAUUGUUUACCAUUGACAAUAAAACCUGUUUUUAAUAGUCACCUGCGAUUUCGCCAUUGUGCAAAAUUGACCCUCUCACUACGUUGCUGUUGCACAGUUUCCUAAUAUCACUGCCCAAGGACUUGAUUAUUCCUUCAACUAGUGAUAUUUACAGAACUUUAAAAAAAUACUUUAAUAUCACGGUCGGGUUCAUGCACGUACCUCAGAUAACAACUAAUCGGACAACUGCUUAAAUACAUUAGUGGACCAAAGGUCACAUACGUCUGUUGUUGCUUUUAAGUAGCCUUUCAAUUACAUUUUUGUCUGCUUAGGCAUCUUUCAUGUCAUAAAUAUCUGGAGCAAUAUGACAUUUUGACAGAAUGUCAGUUUGUGCAUGUAAGUACACAUGCAUGCAGCUCACCCCUCUGGCAGGUCUGUGUCAUCAGAGGCGGUUGAGGGAGGAUGAGUGACGGGCUGGUUAGUGAUUUGCAUGCUCUGGUGUUUAAAAGGAUCUGCAGGUGCAGGAUUCUCCACACAGAUGGUUGGAUUCUUCCUCGAAGCACUGAGGCAUCACAGCUCUGGGUCUCCUCUUCUUCUAUUUGUGAAUCUUAGGUAACCUGAAUAGUCUUUGAUUACUCUAAACAGAGUUUAUUCAGUGGGCAUUUUUCUUUGGAUGUAAUAAAAAGGCUCACUUGGAUCAAUAUGAAGAAAACACAGUUGUCUGGUUUGUAUCGUCACCGGAGAUAGAGACCAAAGGAGCAACAUACAGGGAAAUAUGGAGAAAUGUGUACAAGUUAUAGCAACUGAACCAAACAGACUCUCUGUGAUGACAUCGCUCAUAUUUGUGCACCUCCUCUUCCUGGGCUUAAAGGCCACCGACACCACCUCAGACACAUGGAGACGCUGCACAGAUUUGGUCCCUCUGGAUCUUUUGUCUUUUGUGCUCAAGAAGGACCCCUCCCAACUCCCAAUACCAGGGGUGCACAUCAAGCAGGCUGAAGGGGUGAGGGGUGUGCAUUUCUCGAGCCCUCAUACCUCUAUGAGCUUUCCCUCUUCCCAGCUGCUGGUGGACUGCGACCUUUUCCCUGAAGAAUUCUCCAUUGUUGUGACAUUAAAAGUUACUAGCUUUUCUCCUAAGAGAAAUGAAUACAUCUUUUCCUGGAUGGGGCCAAAGCGUGUAAAGAAAAAAAGAGUGGGGACAAAAGAAGAAAAGAACAACAAAGAGGACAUUUUGGAAAGGACUGCAGAGAGUUCUCACAGGGAAGAAGAACAACGCGGAGAGAGGGAGAAGAAGCGGCGAGUCAAGAGUGAGGAAGAGCGGGGGCGAAUCCUUCUGGGACUCAGGUUCUCGAAAAAGCGCCUGCACUUUCUUUAUAGAGGUCAUGGAGGGGUUGUAGAGCGCUGGAUGUUUCGAGGCGCUGGACUGGCCGACAACCACUGGCACACUCUGGUUUUGGGUGUGGGCAGUCAUCAUGUCCGGCUUACAGUGGACUGCAGCAAAGCCCAGGAAAUGCAAGUUCUCUUUUUUUUCUUCUUGUGUAAACUGUGUCUUCAGUUCACUGGGUGGGUGCAAUGUCUCUCUCGUGUCAUCCUGUUCCCUUUGAAUACCUUUGAGGGAUUGUAGAUCCUUCACAAUGCAAUGGCGCUACUCCAGGCUGCUCACAGCCUGCAGCUGUAUCACAGCGGCCUGACAGUAUGUGAUAGAUGUAUUUUAGUGGAAACGGCCUCUGGCGCACAGAAUGGGAGAAGUAUCAGCUACCGUAUGACGCAUAUAUAAUGCGAUUCUUGUCUCAGUCCUAAGAAGAGAGGAGCCUACUUUAAUUCAAGUGUCUUUAAAUUACAUUAAAGAUGAAAAGCAGCUUAAUUCAGCUAUUAAAAAUAAUUAGGUUUUAUGGCCAACAGUAUCCCCUCCAGGCCUUUCCCCUCAGACCUCAACAUUCAGGGAUCGAAAUUCAACGUUGGCAGUCGGGGGAGAUGGAAAGGCUUGUAUUCAGGUCUGUUGCGCCAGCUGGUUUUGGUGCCAGGUGUGGAUGCCACCCAUCAAAUCUGCCCCUCUUUGAACCCCCAACUAGCAGUUCUCUCAGUACCACCACUUCUGUUCAGGGAGGGUCACGACCAUGUGACUUCAUAUGAAACAAAUGAGCGCGUCUCAGUGGGCUUGGAGCGCUCAUGCUCCGAGCUGGUACAAGGCCAAAUGUGGUUCAAUCCGCUCAGGAAAGGCCUCUACCUCUGCGACGGUACCGUGUGGGUCACCGUGCUGGAGGAUCAUAAACGACUUGACUACGUGUUGGAACACCAGGUCCUAACCACCAGCUCAGAGACACAGGAUGUAGAGGUGUUCCAGAUAGCCGGCAUGGGUCUGAUGGCUGCAAUGGCUCAUAGGUCAGCUUCUGGAUCAGCUGUGUAUCUGUGGAGCAAAACAGGUUUUCGCCUUUACCAGAACAUCAGCACACAUGGAGCUCUGGCUUGGAGACACUUCAGCAUGGGCAAGAAGAGCUUCCUGGUUGUUUCUAACUCUGUCGGCGGGCCAGAAAAACACAAAAGAUCAGAGACGGACAUUUCUGUGAUUUACAAGUGGAGCAAAAGAAGAAAACGCUUUGUGCGUUUCCAGACUCUGCAGACCCACUGUGCUCGGGACUGGGAGGCCUUUAUCAUCGACCAACAAACCUAUCUCGCUGUGGCAAACCACAGACAGGGUGAUAACAAUCACACCAUAGACAGUGUGAUAUACAAAUGGAACAAGCUAACACAGUCUUUUGAGGUUCACCAGAUGCUGCUGACGUCAGGGGCCUACGACUGGGAGUUCUUCACAGUGGGACCGUACCACUUCCUAGUGGUCGCUAACGCCUUCGAUGGAGUGACCACCUCUCUGGAUUCAGUCAUUUAUGUUUGGGUCAGCGGAAGCUUCCAGGUGUUUCAGACAAUUAAGACGUUCUGCGCCACAGACUGGGAAAUGUUUCAAAUUGGAAAUAGAGUUUUUUUAGUCGUCGCCAAUGGACACAGACUAAAUGGCAAUGGACCAAGUCAAUAUGCCAUCAACUCCACCAUCUACGAACUGGACAUGAAUGCCCAGGUGUUCGUCCGCUUCCAGGACAUUGUCACCUACAGUGCAGUGGACUGGGAAUUCUUCAGUCUCGGGGAGGAAUAUUUUCUGAUUGUCGCAAACUCCUUCAACGGAGAAACCUAUUCUCUCAACAGCAUUCUUUACAGGUGGCAGGGAUAUGAAGGAUUUGUUCCUGUUCAUUGGCUCCCAACGAUCGGGUGCAGUGACUGGGAGUUUUUCAGCUCUAAAGGAGAAUCAUAUCUGAUCUACUCUAGUGCCAAAGCCCCUCUCUCCAAAGUGUUUAAGCUGAAAACACACUAGCCAAAAAAAGUGUGCAUGUUGUUUUGCUCACUCUUUUUAUGUGUGAGUUCCUGUGUAAGACAAUGUUUGUAGUAAUUAUAUUGAAAUGUGUUUAGAUGCUCAUGUAGGAAGAUAAGAAAACACAGUACAUAUAAUUCAAUAGGUAAAUAUAUACAUAAAAAGAGAAUGAUGUUAUUUAAUUAGAAAAGUUUAGAAAAAUAAUUUGGUAGGUGGACUAUAGUUCAAUUUCACCCACAUUAUCAACAGCGCUAGGUUAAUAUUGUAUUUAUCUCAUUUUUACACGAAUAUUACGAGUUCAAGACUUUUACAGGAAUAUAUAUAUGUCUAUAUAUAUACAGUAGAAUAUGUAGAGUUGUUUUUUUAAUUUUCUUUAAACACAUUUAAUAUUGAUGAUUUUUUUAUUGACUGUUGUAUGUUGUCAGAACAAUUACUGAUUAUAACUUUAUGUAUGAAUUAUAUUUAAGAUAAUUAUCCUGAAAUGGCAAUAAACUAGAUUUUAUAUGUUUAUAUACAAGGUAGAGUUGUUUAUGCAUUGGCUAACCUUCAACCACGUUUAUUUCGAGCAUGUAGGGAGGCAAACUAUUCUUCUUCUUCUUCUUUUAACUUUUAUUCAAGUCAUUUAGUGGCCAAUCAAAACCCUGGUGAGGUGUUUGAUCGGUAUGCAGGCGCUUUGGGCAGCAACUGCCAUCCUUUGUAAACACGAACAACUCUAAAUAUUUUUUUCCUACGGUUGGCUACAGAAGACUAACAGCCCCAUAAACUUCAUGACUCAACGUGUCGGAGAUUUGGUUUUAUUGCUACAAUUAUUGGUGCAAUAAUAAUAAGAUAAAUAUAAAUAAAAAUGUAAGGCCUAUAUCAUAAGGUCCCAGUAAAUCACACAACUGUACAUAAACAUUGCUAAUGAUGUUCAAGUAAUAAAACUACCAUUAGUUAUUA